AUGAUUCUAGUGCUUUUAAUCCCAAUCGCCGCUUUCAUAUACAUCACAAUCAGACAGCUUCAUUUGUACAGACUUCUUCGAAAAAGCGGGUUGACACCGAUAUUUGACAUAUUUGGCGUCAAGGGUUUCUAUUGGCUGAACAGCCAUGAAGCCCAUAAAAAUUUCACAGAAAUGUGCAGCACAUUGAACACGAAAACCUAUUCAAUGAUGAAAGGAUCGCAUCCGGUGGUGGUGACAAGUGAUCCGGAAUUGAUUCAUGCAAUUUCAUCAACACAUUACAAUUGUUUCCAUUCACGAAUUCAAGAAAUUCUUAGUGAUUGUCCAGUCAGCUCGAAAACAAUUCACAUGUUUGCUGCCAGAGGGGAACGAUGGAAAAGGCUGCGGACAUUAACUAGUUAUGGUCUAUCAAAUGCUAAAUUGAAGGAUCUUCAUCCAACAAUUGAGUACAGUGUCGGAAAAUUCCUUAAUUAUUUCGAAGAAUUGCUAAUUGAUGACGAAGUUCACGUCACUGAUCUUCACAGCUUAUUUCAAAAUCAUACGUCAUUUGUUCUUAUUCAAUGCGCGUAUGGACCUCAGGAUAUUAAUCAUAGUGAUAAUUCAUUUCUGAGCGUUUUUAAAAAUGCUUUUGGUACCGAUGCUGAUAAGCAAUUCAACGGAAUUGAGAAGAUUGCCUUCUUCUUCCCGGAACUGAGCUCGCUCCUUAAAUCACCCAUUAUGAACCAAUUCAACAACCACAUCGAACGCAAGCUAUUCCUCGAUUAUUUAUUAUCUCUUAUCAAUCGAUUCUUGCAAACAUCGCGAGAAACGCCGGACGAGAAGCAAGAUUACAGUCUACUACAAUAUUUCUAUGAGCAUAAUAACAACAAUUUUGACAUUUCGCAGGAAAAGGCCUACGGUGAAAUUGAUAUGAAGAAAGUGAAAGUCGAGCGAGCCAUUUUAACGGAGGAAAUUGCUGCUCAACUGAAAUUCCUAUCCGUUGCUGGAUUUGACACCACCUCAAACACUCUUGCCGCUUUAUUCUACAUAUUUGCAAAUAAUCCGGAUAUUCAAGAAGAGCUCUAUCGGCUUGAAGUUCAGAAUGCACCUGACAACGUGUCAUUUGACGAUAUCAGCAAUAUGAAGCUAUUGCAAUGCUGCAUUUUUGAAUGCCUUCGUCUUUUCCCGCAUGCAUCUCCAUUACAACAAAGAGUUUGCACGCAACGUUGCACUAUUGGAGAUUUUGAGUUUCAUGAGGGUUUCGAAGUUGUCGUCAAUCCAUGGGCUCCACACAUGGAUCCUAAAAUUUGGGGAGAUGACGUGAAGAUUUUCAAACCAAACCGGUUUGAGAAUCUUACCGACGCUCAGAAGAAAGCUUUCAUGCCAUUCGGUGUAGGGCCGAGGCAGUGCGCUGGAAUGCGAUUCGCCUUGCUUGAAUUAAAGACAACAACAUUCCGAAUGCUUCAACAAUAUACAGUUUCCACAAAUAGCCCGCAACUAGACAGAAAUGGCGCAAAAUUACACAUGACAGUUCGUGAUACGGGAACACUUUGGCCCAGAGACACACUUAAAUUAAUUUUUAAGAGACGGACUUGCAAUAUUUAA
This is a messenger RNA of Caenorhabditis bovis, 1581 nucleotides long. The record is from the annotation of a GenBank genome assembly. Lineage: Eukaryota; Metazoa; Nematoda; Chromadorea; Rhabditida; Rhabditidae.